CCGCCCCUGCGUUUUGUUUUGACAGAACGAGGCUAGGGAAUGUUUUGUCGAUAAGGUUAUGUCACAUUUUGGGCGUUAAUUCGGGUAACCCCCUAGUAUAUAACUGAUAAUGGAUUCGUGUGAACCAACAGAUGAUACUUUGUUCUUAACUAUUCUGUACGGAAACGAAGAGGUGUCUGUGGAGCUCCCAAAACACAAUACAGUCUGGGACCUCAAAGUUGAGAUUUUUGAAAAAUUGAAUAUUCCACCCUCGAAACAAAUAAUUGACUGUUGGUAUGCAAGACCUGAGGAGGAUAACGACAUUUUGGGGAAGUGCUGUGAGUCUGGAACCAGUUUUCUGGUUGUUUAUGAUUCCGAUAAAAUGGAAACGGAGUGCGGAGGAUCCGAGGAUGUUGCUGUGACUGAGGAGGAAAAUAAUUUCAGAGAGUUGGAAAGUUGUGCUGCAAUGGAUUUUAUUGAAUAUUUUUCAAAUAAUUUCGACGAUAGAGGGAUACUGUUUCACGUAUGCCGGUUAGAAGAUGCAAUCUCACAAGCAUGUUUCACGUCCUUGGAAAAUCGAAAAAUUCUACUUCUGUAUCUGCACAACAAAAACGACAAGUUUUCGAAAAUUUUCGGCGAAAAUUUGGGCCGUCCAGAAGUCAAGGAAAUCGUCAACGAGCGUUUUUUUCUCCUAGGUUGGGAUCUCGAGAACGACGAAUGCCACCCAGCUUUAACCGAAGCCUUAAACAGUCGUGCCGAACUAUCAACACUCGUCAAUUUCGUGGAAAAGAAAAUCUGUGCUGCCUUAUUGAUAGUGCCUAUUAAGAAUUCGUUCAGUUUAUUUUCGUGCAUGAAAAGCAAAGUGUCGAAGAAGGAUUUUUUAGAGACACUGAAAAAGGCUGAAGAGUUUUUGGUUGUGGAAAACGAAAUCGAGAAGGACUUGGAGAACGCAGAGCAAUCAGUUAAUGAUAUUGGGUCCAACAACUACCAACAGAUUAUGUUGGACUUGCUUGGAGACCGCGACUACGAUAGUUUUGAUCACUUUGAAUUCGAACAACUGAAGGACAAGAUUGGAUAUGCGCUGUAUGGACCUCCAGAGACGGAAACGGGAUACAGCGAGAAACAGAAGAAGAAAAUCGAGUUCUUAUUUGAAAUUAUUAUUAAGCAGAAUAAUCAAUUCACAAAAUGGAAAGAUCGCGUCGUCGUGUCCUUCAUCUACAACUGCACUGAGCCCCUCCCCAGCGAGAAACAAAAGCGUUCCAAGAAAUUCAAAGACUACAAUCCAACCACUGACCUCACCCCUAUACCGCUGUUCGUUCUGCGCAAGUGCAAAAACAGCGAAAAUCCCUGUCGCAUCAUAAUCGACGACAGCGGCCGCGUCUACAAGACCUGGAGCGCCUACCUAGCCAGAAACAAACUGCCUGAAUGCGAGAUGAUUCUUCCUUUGAACGGCCGCUACCAGGCGGACGAGAACGGAAACGUUAUUCUGGAGCGCCACCUGUCGCCGACUUGCGGCAUAGACCAUAAGAUCUUGCAAGGGGCCGACAUGGCAAACACAGCCGCCGGUUUGGUUUCUGGAGGCAUCUUCAUAGCCGCUGCCAUUCCUACGAUAACUGUGGCUCCGGUGGCUCUGAUUGCAGCGGGAGCCACGGGAAUCGGAGUAGGGUUGUAUUCGUUGGGGCGGAGUGCGUAUACUUUGUACGACAGGAACAGGCAUAAAGAGACGCUGAGUUUCGGCAAUUCUGAAGCUAGAGGGGCGUACUUGAACAUUGUGGCUGGGUCGUUGGGGUUUGUUGGAGCGGGAGCCAAUAUGGCGGUGUCGCAGUUGGCAACAAGAGGGUUCAAUAUUGGACAGGGCGCCACCGCAGCCGUCAAUGUUAUAAACGUGGCCAACAUGUCCGCGAGCGGUAUAAAUGUGGUCAACUCCAGCUACGACGUCUUCGAUCAGUGGUGGAACGAGAACCAAGCGCCCUCUUUCCUCACCAUAGUCCAACUAAGCUCUUCCAUCCUCUUCUUCGGGCAUGCAGUCUACAACUUCAAGCUCGCCGGAACCAUGAUCGAGGAAUCGCAAGCGCGCACCCUCCGCGACUACCACGACUCUCUGCGUAGCAACAGACACCGCAAGACCUUCAACAAAAUGAUGAAGGAGACCAUCCGUCAGAACAACGGCGACGUAGCCCGAGGCCAAGCCGAGGUCAUUAAAACCAUCGUCAGUCUCCAGAACAAGGACGAAGUGUUCGCCACUCUGACGCGUCUGAACAAGCAAAUGAACAAAAACGACGUGAAGUUCUCGGCUGACAACGGAAAUAUUAAGUUGAACGGCGUGAAUAUAGAUAUGGGGAAGUUUGGAGCGAUGGACAACACCGAAGCGGCGACGUUUUUGAAGACUUUGCCGAACACACCCGAGCCGUCACCGAACGAAGUUCGGAUGAUGAGUUCCAAGUUGCAGGUGUCGUUCCGAGGGGUGAACCCCACGGAAAUCGCUGGGAUGGCGUUCAGCCUGUUCAAGAUCUUCAGCAACACGGAUGAGAAUAUCAAAGAGAAGAUAAUCAACGCUGUCGCGUAUAUUGUGAUGGAGCUGCUAGGGAGGUCACCCGGGUGUUUCAGGGAAUUGGAUAAGAUGUUUCCAGGUAGCGAUAAGUUCAUGCGGUUGUUUUCUAUGGUGAACGGGUACUUCCAAGAUUUGGUCAACAAAGUGGAAGAGCAGUACCAGAAGUGGUUAGCGACGAAAGAUCCUGAGUACGAGGCGCCGAUUUUUGUACAACUGGCUCUAGAAUAUUCGAAGCGAGUGAUCCAGAUUUUCGAUUACGUGGCCGAGGCGUACUUCAUUGGAAACAAUUUGACGGAAGCCGGGGUGAAGGAGUUGAUUAAGCAUUUUUACACGUGGUUUGCGAAACAAGCGGUGGAGUACGAUGAGGCUAUGAAGAGGAAACAGGAGAGGGCGAUUCAUAGUGGGUCGCCGGGAAGGAAAAAGCGUUGCCCGGAUUGUGGAGGCGUUUGUUAUUAUUAAGAGAAAUUUGCACAAAGUAAACCCAUAUUUAUGCCAUUUUGUACUGAAUUUUAUUUAUGGUUAAGUGAUAAAGUACCAAAACAUAUCAGAGUUUGUGCAUCGAGAUAGAGUACAUAUUUUGAAAAAUUAUCCAUAGUGAACGUAUUUUUGUAACACUGUAGUAUUAGUAAAUUGGUGCUAACACGAGGGGCUUUCUAAAGUUGGUUAUUUUCCAGAAACGCUAGUCUAAGGAUCAUGUGAUUAUGUUUUUUAUAAUUUAUUUUUAAGUUGUAAAUGAUUUAAUAUAUGUGUAUAGUAUAUAUGAAGUUGUAGUUUUCGCCAGAGUAAAAACUCGCCCAGGUUGCGAGAGAAGGCUUAAUAAAAUAGUUGUAACAUA
Zophobas morio is the source of this 3365-nucleotide messenger RNA. RefSeq lists its product as uncharacterized. The coding region runs from base 110 to 2989 and encodes 959 amino acids. The transcript has 9 exons. NCBI's taxonomy places the organism in Eukaryota, Metazoa, Arthropoda, Insecta, Coleoptera, Tenebrionidae. The record is from RefSeq and is a predicted model, not a curated record.